This is a messenger RNA of Chiloscyllium plagiosum (whitespotted bambooshark), 4669 nucleotides long. Lineage: Eukaryota; Metazoa; Chordata; Chondrichthyes; Orectolobiformes; Hemiscylliidae. The record is from RefSeq and is a predicted model, not a curated record.
AUGGUCAAUGUGUUUAAUUGGGCCAUCUGGGAAUGUGUGUGGUUUGGCUAUUUUUCAUGUGAGCAGCCAGGCUGUGUGUUUGCUGUUGAAGUGACAGUGAAGGACAAUCAUUUGAAUGCGACUGAAGGAGGAAAUGUCACUUUGCAAUGUACAUACACGACCACGAUGGAGAACUUGUCUGGUCUUAACAUCCAGUGGACUUUCCUUGGAACCACUACCAAGAAGCCCAAACAGCAGACCUCCUGUGCUACUGGUUACAAUAUGGAUGACAGCAGCGUGAUGCUUUGCCCCAAGACGGUACACAUGUUUGAUAGACGAGGAUUGUGUAGCUGGCAGCACCAGAUAUAUUUUUCUGAAGGCAAACAGAUAUACAUAAAUGAAGAGUUCAAAGGCAGAUUAGUGGCUACACAUGCCCCAGGAAAUGCAUCCAUUACCAUCGAGAAGCUGCGUCCGUCUGACACUGGGGAUUAUUUGUGUCAAGUUGAUAAUCCACCGGACUUUCAAGGCACUAACAUCAGAUCAAUAGUGCUCACAGUAUUAGUUCCACCCUCAAAGCCAACGUGUGUUAUUUCCACUCAUCCUGCGAAGACCAAUGCAGCAACACUCUCCUGUCAUUCUAACCAAGGUGUACCGACUCCAAAGUAUCACUGGGUGGAAAUUGUUAACAAUGUUCAUCAAAAUAUUUCUGAUCCAAGAACUGGAAUAUUGACCAUUUCAAAUGUUUCACAACAUGAACAUAGUAUUUACCAAUGCACAGCAUUCAAUAGUUUGGGAAAUGAGACAUGUACUGUCGAUCUGUCAGCACUCUUAGCUUCUGAGAAUGAUCACAUUAUAGGAGCCAUAAUUGGGGCAAUUCUGGCAGCAAUUGUGAUUGGAGCAAUUGUCUGGGUAAUUGCAAAGAAGACAAAGAAGAGGGCUAAGAAAAAUAUGGAGAAAGAUACUGAAUUUCAGGUCAAGCAAGAACCUAGGAAAACAUCUACUACAUAUGCAUCUGUCCCCACUGAUGAUGCCUCAGCAGCGGCAACAAAUGCGACUGAUGCUCAGUUGUCAGAGGCAUCUGAGGUACACAGCCAUCCAAAUGAAACUCCACUUUUGAGUGAAAAUGUUGUCCCCUCUGGCACUGAAAAAACACCAAAUGAAGAGAUUGAGGGAGUUGGUACACAUGCCGUUUAGUUUACCCUUUUUUUGCCAUAUUGGUGUACUACUUCAGCAGUGUCAGAAUCUGAAGUCCUACACAUGACAUAUUUUUAUACACCAACACAUUCUAUUAUAAUACCCAUUUACUAUUGACAAUGACUCUGGCAAUAAACUGAUUUUCCAUUGUAAUUGCAUUUGCAAUAAUUACGUCCAGGCCAAAUAACUAAAAUAAUCAUUCAAGUUAAAGUUAAUUUGAUGUAAAAUUGACUGAGGUAUAUUUUGCUGUGUGUAAAGUUUACUUUUCUAAACUUCCCUAAAAUAAUAAAAUGAUUUUUAUUUUACUUUGCACGCAGGCCAAAUUAUUCAUGCCCAAAAGUCCUCUUUAAACAUAAAUGCCAGAUAUCCUAACACCCCAUAUGAUUGACGUGCCACCUGAUGUUUCUAGACCAAUAACUAAAACAACAUAAGUGUUUCAAUUCAGAUUUUACAUUUGACUAAUGCACAGAGUGAGUAGUGGGAUCAUACAAUUGCAUCAGUAUUUCUCAAUCAAGCAGGGGAUAAAUGAAUCCAAGUUCCCGCUUCUCGCUAGUCUGUAAACACUAAUUUUGAAAUCAGCUUGACUGAAAUUCUUUUGUUGAAUAAUUUGUUAACAUUCACUAACAAGAUUUAUACAGAAAUAAUGUUUACUUCAGUGAGUUAUGUACAUAGAAAAAUUGUGAGUUGGCUUUUUAAGAUAUAUGUCGCUAAGUUAAGUAGGGAAAAUAUAGGUGGCAUUUUUGGCCCAUAAUUCUUAUUUCUGAAAAUUACUUGUACAACAGUGGAAAGUGGUUCCUGAAUAUGGAAUUAAUGUUAUUUUAGACAAAUCAUUUAAAAGGUAGUUCAACUGUUAAAUAAAUAUAUUAUAGGGGCUGAAGAAAAGAAUAUCAAAAUUGGAUUUGAAUAAUUAGCUCCAUGUAGUAAGCAUAACAGCUAAUGUGCCUUUUGGACACUGAAAUCUUAUUGCUUUUCAAAUUCAUUUCAUCAUAUCUUACUGCAUUUCAAAAUCAAUCUCAUUUUGAAAAUACUUCAAUAAUAGACUAACUAAUGUAAAUUAGAAACUGCACUAGUCCAUGGGCGACUCCCUUUAAAACCAAAUUAAUCGAAUUUAAGGCAUAAGAAACUUAGAAGCUGUGCAUACUGGAUAUUUUGUUCAGUGUUGCUGAAUAAUAAGCAUUGCUUAUUAUUUUCAUACAAGAACGGAAAAGUUAGUUGAUGAUAAUGUAACCAAUGUAAUUUUUCAAAAGUAAAAGGGUUUCUAUGUAAAGUUGUCCAGGUUUUAAAGAUUUCAAAUGCAUACAAAAACAUGUAAUAAUAAUUUUACAAAUGCAUUUCCAGGUGAUAUCUUUUGUGACAAAGUGAUUUUUGAAAAGUGUUGAAAAAAAUAUAAGGUACCUUUCUCAAUUUUUUUAAUAGCAAUCCUACUGGAUUAGCUGUGUGUCUGUAUCAAUUUUAUAAACUUUCUUAAUGCACUGAUGGGGGGAAAAUGUGUUACGUCUGCAGUUUAAACCAUGCCAUGCAGAUUACAUUGACUCUCUGUGUGGUAUUUAGGAACAGGAGUAAGCCAUUCAGCCAAAGAGCCUGCUGCCCCACUUAAAAUGAACGUGCUUGAUUGAAUACCUCAACGCCUUUUACACAUAGUCCUUUCCACAAUGAUAAUUGGAAAUCUAUCCAUCUUUACCUUAAGCAUAUUCAAAGAUUCAGCUUCUGCAGAUCUUUAGGAUAGAGAAUUUCAAAGAUUCACAACCCCCUACCAAUAGGCAAUGAUAUUCAUGAGGAAAGCUGUGCAGCAAAAGGGAACAGGCAAGACUGUGAAGUUGAGGAUUAUCAGACCAGCCAUGAUCUCAUUGAAUGGUGCAGCAUACUCGAAAGGCCGAAUGGCCGACUUCUGCUUUGAUGUUUUACAGUCUUGUGGUCUUAUUAGCAUGCUAGGUAGAGUCCCACAAUGCUGUCUGUCCCUGGGAAAUGGGCAUAAUCUGCUUAGCAGCACUUCAUGAAUUAAUUUCUCUCUCUAUCAUUACAUAUGGCUUUUGUACAGAUACACAUGCUGAUACAAGAGCAGAAGUGGAGUAACCUGUGAGAAUAGGGGAUGUUUAAAAGCUUGAAGUGUUGCUAGCGUGAAAUGAUGUGUAGAAGCUAUUUAAAUAAAGCGAGACAUUUUAAACAGACAAUGAGCAAUUAAUUGAUGUUGUGGUGUGGGUUCAUGAGGGAUACAGCAGGCAAGAAAUGGAAAUAGGAAAGUCUAGUAUAAUGAAACAAAGUCAUGUUAAUAAGAUUAUAUAAAACAAACACAGAAUGAUGGUUCAUUUCUCGAAAGCUAACAUAGAAAAGUAGAAAACCUCUAUAGAAUAUUGGUUAGACCAUGAGUAUUGUAAACAUUUCCGGUCUCGAUAUUAGUAUGUAGAGACCUUGGAGAAGGAACAGUAAUGAUUUAUGAGAAUGACAUCAGAAUAGACUUAAUAUUAAUGGUUGAACAGAUUGGGGCCUUUUUCUGUAGAAGUAAGAAAACUGAGUGAUAAGCUGAUUAUGGCUGAUACGCACACAUCAAAUACAUUGAACAUAACAUAAGAACUAGGAGCAGGAGUAGGGCAUCUGGUCCUUCGAGCCUGCUCUGCCAUUCAAUAAAAUCAUGGCUGAUCUUUUUGUGGACUCAGCUCCACUUAUCCGCUUACCCACUUACUCCACUUUAAGAUUCUGAGAGGGUUUGAGAGAUCUAAAAUAGAGAAGAUAUUUCCACUUGUGGAUCAGAUCAGAACUAGGUGCCAUAAGUAUAUGAUUGUCAAUGAAACGAUUCAGGAAAUCUUGUGGUGCAAUGGGUAGCACCUCUGCCUCUAAACCAGAAGCUCUGGCUUUAAGUACCAGUUCAGGCCUUGUUGACCAUGGAAGGAGAAUCCAUGGCAUUUCUGAACAGCGAUAGUUAACAUGCUAUUUCUUCCAACAUAUUCAUGGCAGGCUGUAAGAAUGGGAGAGAUUUAUGGUCCGCCAUGCCUGAUGCAAAAUGGCACGAUUCAGGAAAUAAACAUUUAUCUCACUCUGAAACUGGAGAUGCCCAGGGUUUCCUGUGGACUGUGGCUAAUUACAGACUGUCUGCCAUAUAAAUCAAACAAGAAUUCAAGAGAAACAUUUUUAUUCAGACAAUGGUUAGUAUGUGAAACUCAUCACCUUAUGCAAUGAAUGGGGGAAAUAUUAUAAAUGCAUUUAAGGGGAUGUUAUAUAAACACACAACAAAGAAAGAAUAGGAAAAAUUCUGAUGGGGUUAGAUAACUAUAGAAAAUAAAUACCAACAUAAUCUUCUUGGGAUAUAUGUCCUGCUCCUGUAAAUGCUAUAUAUUUCUAAGAUGGACUCCAACAUCUUAAAGAAAGAGAAUUUUUACUGUUACCAAGGAUGCAAAUUAUUCUAAUAGAGGUCUCCUGCCUCAACUGCCAACUUAUCUUCCCCUACCAUGAAAUAUCAACAGAAUCAUGCUGAUGAUGUGAUGUAAGUGCUGGAGAAGUG